UAUCAGAAGUGGGUUAGACCAGUGAAGUACCUCAAUGGCACAGUGCGAGUCAUAUUUGGACUAGCAAUCUCCCAGCUGGUGGAUGUGGAUGAGAAGAACCAGCUGAUGACAACAAAUGUAUGGAUGAAACAGGAAUGGGUUGACGUGAAACUACGGUGGGACCCCAAUGAGUACCAAGGAAUUAAUACCAUCCGUGUCCCCUCUGACACCAUCUGGACCCCUGACAUUGUUCUGUAUGACAAUGCAGAUGGUUGUUUUGAAGGCACUUUUACAAAGGCAGUAGUGAAACAUGAUGGAACUGUCUCCUGGACUCGGCCUGCCAACUACAAAUCCACCUGUACUAUAGAUGUCACCUUUUUCCCCUUUGACCAACAGAACUGCUCCAUGAAGUUUGGUUCUUGGACUUAUGAUGAUUCUCAGGUGGACAUCCUGUUGGAGGAUGUUCAUGUAGACAAGCGGGAUUACUUUGACAAUGGCGAGUGGGAAAUUGUAAAAGCUACAGGCAGGCGUGGCUUGCGAAUAGAUGCUUCCUUCUCCUACCCCUUCAUCACCUACUCCUUCAUCAUCCGAAGGCUGCCCCUCUUCUACACGCUCUUCCUCAUCAUCCCCUGUAUUGGCCUUUCCUUCCUCACUGUUUUGGUCUUCUACUUGCCCUCCAGCUGCAGAGAAAAAAUCUCCCUGUGCACCUCAGUACUUGUGUCCCUCACUGUUUUCCUGUUGGUCAUUGAGGAGAUCAUCCCAUCCUCCUCCAAAGUCAUCCCACUCAUCGGGGAGUACCUUGUGUUUACCAUGAUCUUCGUCACCCUGUCUAUCAUCAUCACCGUAUUCGUCAUCAACAUCCACCACCGCUCUUCCUCCACUCACCAGGACAUGGCUCCUUGGGUCCGACGCAUAUUCCUACACCGACUACCCAAAUUGCUUUGCAUGCGUAGCCAUGUGGACCGCUAUGUUGUCCCUGGGGAAGACAGAGGAGCAAGAGGACAUAUCCAGAGUGCUGUGUUUGAGACAGAACCUCUCCUUGCAACCAGAAAUAACCUACAGGCAGCUCUGGAUUCCAUUCGUUACAUCACUCACCAUGUUGUCAAGGAAAAUGAAGUUAGAGAGGUGGUGCAAGACUGGAAGUUUGUAGCCGAGGUUCUCGACAGGGUCUUCCUUUGGGCUUUCCUACUGGUCUCUGUGCUGGGGUCAGCUCUACUCUUCAUCCCUGUCAUAUACAAAUGGGCCUGUGUUGUUCCCAAAAAUGCUGAGGCUACCAGCUAA
Molecule: messenger RNA, 1260 nt
Organism: Scleropages formosus (Asian bonytongue)
Lineage: Eukaryota; Metazoa; Chordata; Actinopteri; Osteoglossiformes; Osteoglossidae
Gene: chrna5
Product: cholinergic receptor, nicotinic, alpha 5
Exons: 6
Coding region: 106-1260 (384 amino acids)
Biological process (GO): monoatomic ion transmembrane transport
Cellular component (GO): postsynaptic membrane
Molecular function (GO): transmembrane signaling receptor activity; acetylcholine-gated monoatomic cation-selective channel activity
Source: RefSeq, a predicted model, not a curated record